UCCAGGCAGGGUCAAAUGCAGGCAGGGAGGGAGGCUGCUUUGGGGCAGAGUAGAGGGCCUGGGUGAGAGGGAAUAGAGGCUCCGAAAGGGGGCAAGCGGCAGAUCCAGAAGCAGGGCUAAGAGCUCAGUUGUUCUUUCUGAGAACAUGAAGAAGGUUUUCAGCAGCUGGUGACAAGGCACCGAGAAGAGCUCGGAAAAGAGCAGAAGGCACUGCCAGCUCCAAUGUCUUCUCUAUGUUCGAUCAGUCUCAGAUCCAGGAGUUUAAAGAGGCUUUCACCAUCAUGGACCAGAACCGCGAUGGCUUCAUUGACAAGGAGGACUUGAGGGACACCUUUGCCGCACUGGGCCGAAUCAAUGUCAAGAAUGAGGAACUGGAGGCCAUGGUGAAGGAGGCCCCCGGGCCCAUCAACUUCACGGUGUUCCUGACCAUGUUUGGGGAGAAGCUGAAGGGCACGGACCCAGAGGAGACCAUUCUUCAUGCCUUCAAAGUGUUCGACACUGAAGGGAAAGGCUUUGUCAAGGCCGAUGUCAUCAAAGAAAAACUUAUGACCCAGGCAGACCGCUUCAGUGAGGAAGAGGUCAAGCAGAUGUUUGCAGCGUUUCCCCCAGAUGUGUGUGGUAACCUGGAUUACAGAAACCUGUGCCACAUCAUCACUCACGGGGAAGAGAAGGACUAGGGGAUCGCAGGCCUCCCCGACAUUCCGGGCAGCAAACACUGUCGGAGAGGGGUGACGGGGAGCUCUUGCAGCCAGGGGGUGCAGGGAAAAGGCUUCCCUUGUCCUGUGAUUGGGGACAAAGCAAGAAUAAAUAAUGCUAACGA
This is a messenger RNA of Callithrix jacchus (white-tufted-ear marmoset), 820 nucleotides long. RefSeq names its product myosin light chain 10 (gene MYL10). Gene Ontology annotation, molecular function: calcium ion binding. NCBI's taxonomy places the organism in Eukaryota, Metazoa, Chordata, Mammalia, Primates, Cebidae. The record is from RefSeq and is a predicted model, not a curated record.